AUAAGAAGUGAAUUUGAGAGUAGCACAACUUAAAAACCAUGACAUUGGUAUAAUAGAAGCAUAAAUAUACAAAGCUACUAUAGUAAUUCAGAAGAAAUACACUUACAUGAUGGAAAACAAAUUACAAGGUCAUUUUGAGCCAACUUGUGAAUGGCAACAUCAAGAUGGAGCUGAUCUUCUCUUGGUCCAUCUCCCAGAAUUCAAGGAUAAGGAAGGAUUGAAGGUACAAGUUAGCAAUUGUGGAGUUGUAAAGAUUUCAGGAGAUGUACAAGCAAACCAAACAAGAUUAAGUUUUCUCAAAGAGAUUCAAUUAGGAAAGGAUCAUAAUGUAGAUGCUAUAAAGGCCAACUUUGAGAAGGGUGUUCUCAAAAUUACAGUGCCAAAUAAGAAUACAAAUGAAGUAUCAAAUAAAUCAAGAUUCAAGAAAGUCAAAAAAGUGGCCUUGGGUGUUGUAGCUAUCGUGGUUGUAGUUUCUGCUUUCUCUGGAUUUGCUUACUACAUUUAUAGGUCUACAAUUGUUAAAGACUAAUAUAAUUGAAUUUACUCCUAUUUCUAUAACAUUAUUAUUAUUAUUAUUAUUA
Messenger RNA from Solanum lycopersicum (tomato), 581 nucleotides. NCBI's taxonomy places the organism in Eukaryota, Viridiplantae, Streptophyta, Magnoliopsida, Solanales, Solanaceae. The record is from RefSeq and is a predicted model, not a curated record.